UCUAGAAGUGCCUUAGUCAUUUGCAGUUUAAAUAUAUUUUUAGUUUAAUAUCUUAACAUUAGUCGGCUUGUAACGUUUUUGAGCUUAAAUAAAUUAUAUUAAAAUGCAGGAUCCCAAUGAAGAUACCGAGUGGAACGAUGUGCUGCGCGCCAAAGGCAUUAUCGGUCCCAAACAAAAGGAGGCCGAGAUUACAGAGGAUCAAAUCCAGGCGCUUAUGGAUGAUGCUAUUAAACGCAAGACGGCGUUGGAAAGUGAGCGUAAGCCAAUAGACGAUAUGGACCUCGAUGAGCUGGACGAGCUUGAGGAUUCUGAGGAUGAGGCAGUGCUAGAGCAGUAUAGGCAACGGAGAAUAGCCGAAAUGCGCGCUGUAGCCGAGAAGUCAAAGUUCGGUAGCGUGAUUGAAAUCUCCGGACAAGAUUAUGUGAACGAAGUGACCAAAGCAGGCGAAGGCAUCUGGGUGGUGUUGCAUCUGUAUGCGAAUGGUGUACCAUUAUGCGCGCUCCUACACCAUCACAUGCAACAGUUGGCUGUUCGUUUUCCGCAAACGAAGUUUGUGCGCUCCGUUGCCACCACCUGCAUACCAAAUUUCCCUGAAAAGAAUUUACCCACCAUAUUUAUUUACCAUGAGGGCGCGCUUCGCAAGCAGUUCAUUGGUCCGUUGGAGCUGCGUGGGGAGAAACUGACGUUGGAUGAGUUGGAGUUUAUGCUGGGACAGGCGGGUGCAGUGCCCACGGAAAUCAAAGAGGAUCCCAGGCCACAAAUCCGAGAUAAAUUGCUGGCCGAUUUAGAAGACAAGAGCUCAGAAUUCUUCUGAGUUGCGGCGACAACAGCACCUCAAAAUCAUGUGCAGUAUAAUUUAAGCUUUCUUUUUUUUUUGUUUCAUGCAUUUCUACAGAAUAAACACAGUUCACA
This is a messenger RNA of Drosophila busckii, 912 nucleotides long. RefSeq names its product viral IAP-associated factor homolog (gene viaf). Gene Ontology annotation, biological process: protein folding. The record is from RefSeq and is a predicted model, not a curated record. The transcript has 2 exons. NCBI's taxonomy places the organism in Eukaryota, Metazoa, Arthropoda, Insecta, Diptera, Drosophilidae. The coding region runs from base 104 to 814 and encodes 236 amino acids. Gene Ontology annotation, cellular component: cytoplasm.